AUGCUGGAAUCAGUCACUUUGAGCCAGGCCAAGAAUGGAGAUUUAAAAUUCAAAUCAGCCAAAAUUGCAAACCAUUUCUAUUCCUUGAAUUUCUUGGAAUCAAUCAAGUCCUUUGAAUUCAAAUUGGCAUACCACAUUGCGGACAAGAAUAUCCCACACAUUGAUUUGAAAUCUAAAGAGUUAAUCAAGCCCAAUCAGCCCAAUGGGAUCAAACUAGAACUAUUCAUCUUUGAUUUCUUCCCAUUUGUCAAUUCCUUAUCACUAUUGGAAGUUGAUCGGAUCAAGUAA
This is a messenger RNA of Puccinia graminis f. sp. tritici CRL 75-36-700-3, 288 nucleotides long. RefSeq names its product UDP-N-acetylglucosamine pyrophosphorylase. The record is from RefSeq and is a predicted model, not a curated record. The transcript has a single exon. Gene Ontology annotation, molecular function: UDP-N-acetylglucosamine diphosphorylase activity. Gene Ontology annotation, biological process: UDP-N-acetylglucosamine biosynthetic process. Bases 1 to 288 code for a protein of 95 amino acids. Lineage: Eukaryota; Fungi; Basidiomycota; Pucciniomycetes; Pucciniales; Pucciniaceae.